ACGAUACCCAGAGCUGUGUCGAAAUGUUCACUUUGUAACCGGAACAGGGCAGAGGCGUCGAAGCAUUUCACUUCAACCGAUCUUUGAUGCGCUGGGCUCGAGCACCAUCGCAGCACUCCCUGGCUUUCAUGCUUUCAGUGGUGCAGACAUCACUGGGCGAUUUUCAGGAAUGAGCAAGAGAAAGUGCUGGAAAGUCUUUGUUGAUAUGGAUCCAGACGUGAUGGCAGCAUUUGGGCAGCUCGGUACAAUGCAAAACCCGUCUGAGGCACAGAUGGAUCUUCUCGAACGCUAUGUCUGCAAACUGUACCUCCCGAAGAUGGACCUCACCACUGUUGCAGACGUCAGGUGGCACCUAUUCAAAAAGAAACAAGCGCAAGCAGAGUCUGCCACCGACACAUGCUGCUCUUCGUGCAGCCAUCAUGAGGGCACACUACCAGGCACUUAUUUGGAGCGUGGACGUUGUGGCAAAUCCGGAGUUACCUUCACCUGAUGACUAUGGCUGGUAUUUGGUGGAAGGACAGUACAGGCCUGUCAUGACAACGCUGCCGCCUGCCCCAGAAGCAGUGAUUCAUCUCGUCAGGUGCUCCUGUGCCAAAACGAAGUGUUCAUCAAACCACUGCAAGUGCAGGAAGGCUGGGCUACGAUGCACGGAACUUUGUAGCUGCUCAGAGGGAGAUGGGUGCGACAACAUGCCAGAUGACGAUGUUGGCCAGGAUGAUGAUGAUGAACCAUCGAGCGAUGACGAUGAGUAAAGAAUGCCUCUUCGCAGCUUGUGUAUUGUACAAAAUAUACUUGUAGUUGGCAAUUGUUAAUAAAGUGACAAGCUAUGAUUGUGAA
Priapulus caudatus is the source of this 837-nucleotide messenger RNA. RefSeq lists its product as uncharacterized. The coding region runs from base 291 to 752 and encodes 153 amino acids. The record is from RefSeq and is a predicted model, not a curated record. NCBI's taxonomy places the organism in Eukaryota, Metazoa, Priapulida, Priapulimorpha, Priapulimorphida, Priapulidae. The transcript is spliced from 2 exons.